Messenger RNA from Tachysurus fulvidraco (yellow catfish), 1824 nucleotides. It is a transcript of the gene spmap2, whose product is annotated as theg spermatid protein. The transcript is spliced from 7 exons. Bases 409 to 1173 code for a protein of 254 amino acids. Gene Ontology annotation, biological process: spermatogenesis. Lineage: Eukaryota; Metazoa; Chordata; Actinopteri; Siluriformes; Bagridae. The record is from RefSeq and is a predicted model, not a curated record.
AAGAGGAGAUAUAUGGAUGUGUUAAAUGAGGACAUGAAGGUAAUAGAGUUAGGUGGAAACACAUGAUUUGCUGUGGUGAAGAAGAAACUUUCAGAAAAAUCCCCAUUUAAUAUGAUUCCAGUCAGACAAUUUAUAAAUCAGUAAUAAAGUAGUGAUCAACAGUGUAAUAAAGGAAGCUUCACUUCCUGUGCGUCACUUUGUUGGCAUAGCAACCAGGAGACUCACCUGUUAGUUCUGGCAAAAAAACAAAACACACUAACUAUCUUCUGUCAGGGACAUCAACUUCUGCUUAAACCCUGGGAAGAAAAGAGAGGUAACAGAGAGGGGGAUAUUUGACCUCUGUUUGUAAACAACAGCAUGACUUAACUUUUAAUUCGAGCUGUCUUAUAGCACACCUCUUGCUGUUCAAUGGCAACACGAAGCGAGCGUCUCGCCCGGCCUAAGCCCAACCUACUCAAAUUUCCAGACAGGCGCUCUGUAUACUGGUUGGAUGAGUUUCCAGUGAUGUCAAAAUGCUCCACUGCCUUUGAGCUUACAUCACGCUGGUCCCAGCUGUCAGAGUGGAAAAAGAUUAGUACUCGCUAUGAGGACAACAGAGAAGCUCCUGAAUGGAAGGUUAGAGCAUCUGCAUUAAAUGCUCAUCCCUCUGAAAGAGUGUGUUCACUCGCUCGACCCCGUCAGCCUGCGGUCGGUUGGCAGCCUGAUCGAACUCUAUCACCAACAUCUCUCUCUCGCUGUCAGUUGAGUAUGGGAGUGAGAACUGAGGCUAAAGCAAGUGCUCGGAUCUGCCAGCUGGCUCAACCAAAGAAGAUAACAAUGGCACUGACAUCAUUCAACAGCACUAAUAACUAUUUGACACUUCCUCCACAAGCCAAGCCUUCUUCUCGCAUACACCUCCUGGCCGUUCCUAAAAAGGAGCAUCCUCAUUAUCAUCCAGACCGGCCUGUGUCAUCACACGUGCCAAAGUCAGUCUUGAAGGCUGUGGCUAGUGAGAGGCUGCAUACGCUGGCCAGACCAAAGCCCCGCAAACCUCUUUUCGAGGGAUUCGACCCAUAUAAAGUGAGCUCGGCUGCUCGUGCUGCUACUGCUUCUCCAAGAAUACAGGAACUAUCUCUACCUCCAGCACGCAGGUGCAGGAUGAAAUCAGCCCAAGACGAGCAUAACCAUGUGUAAAAAGAUCCAUGCAAUAAAUGUAUUAGCCCACAUUAGUUCUCUGUGACGACUAGCUCAUUCACUCUUCAUAUCCAUUAGUUACUUAAGCAAAUCUAACAUCAGCGUCUAGCAUGAUUUGAAUUGGUACUGAAGAUUUAUAUACGCACAUGUAUUGUAACCCUGCAUCGUGACUUUACACUGUAAGACGAGUGAGUGAGAGAAUUGCUCCUCGAAGAGCACUAUUCAUUCAUUGUUUGUAAUCUUUCCAGUCUCAUCUAGGAUUUUAUGUCAAAUGAUUUGGUCAUAGUAAAUCAGUUCUUAAAAAGUACAAUGGAACAGAGACCAUGGAUUUGCUCAUCUAUAAUUGUGUGAAUUGUAUAAAAGUGUGAAUUAUCCAUCUUUAUCUCUUUCAAUAAAGUUAACAUCAAUACACAUGACCUGCAAGAUAACUAAAAUGGUGGUUGCAUAUUGUAAUUGUGAUCUUUUGUGAAAAUCAAUUAUAUUGGUAUAGAAACGAUUUUUGAAUAGUACCAUUUAUAUCAUUAUAUCUGACUGCACUCACUGUAGGACAGAAUUCCAACAUCAAAACAGAUAAGUAAUCCAGGUUGAAUGUAAUUAAUGAGUCGGAUGAGACUGUAUUCAUACAAAACACUAUAAAACAUGCAAAAUAAA